UUUAGAUUUCUGCUCGUACAAUUUCCACAUCUUUUGAUUUUCGAGACCUGGUAAAGGGGAGGAUGGUGUGUAUCCUUUUGUAUCCAAACAUAGUUUAGAUCAUUAUGUGCUUUUUUGUCUCUAUCCCUUGUCACAUCUCACCAUCGAUGCAUCGUGCAUACAAGGACAAAUUCCCCACGAUUUGACACUACUUUAAGAAAUAAAGGUUAAUGUUAGUCUUGGAACGCGCAGGUAGAUGAAUUACUGCGUAAAAUAUGUCACUAUCAAGAUAAUGUGCCGUAGCACUACUAACUUUUGGAUACCCUCGGCCCUAGUGUUAAUAGAUAACAACUAACUAACAACUAGUACUAAUAGAUAACAAAAGCAUCAGAAACAAUAAAAUAAAACAAAUGACUUAAUACUACAUUAAUAUAGACUAAGCAGUAAGACUGAUUAAGAUAAAUUAAAAUGCGGCAAUAACCUCUGGUUGGCCAAACAACGUUUCCUCAUUGCUUGUUUGAUUUAAGGUUUAUUUUAAGUACAAGAUUAAGAACGCCUUUAAGUACAUUACAAUUGAUUAAACCAUGUUCACAGCUUGUAGUCUGAGUAUAUAUCAAAGCUAGAGAGGUUCCGAUUCGCUUCUUUCACGAGUGUCUUUCCUCAACUAAGUUCCCGGAUACCCAGACAAACAAAGAGAAUUUUAAGCAAUACAAUAAACCCAUACAGGCCGUGCUUGUCAGCUCGUCUGAAAUCCUGUUAACUUUUUAUCUCAGGAAAUCUUGUUUCACAUUUGUUCACACGUCACUCCUUUACCAGUCCUUGAUCGUUUCCUGAGAUUUCUUGUAUGUUUACCUAGUUGUUACUUAUUUUUGCGAGACUUAAUUUUUUCGAUUUUUAAAGAAUCGAGAAAUUAAAGACCCGCGAAAAAAAGUUUUCGCGAAAAUUAACAGCGCGAAAUUUAAUACCCUGCUGAAAGAAGAGUCAGCUCUUUCUUCCGAGGGUCUAUUUGAAGAAUAUUGACAAUGUCGUUCAGUUGUAAGCGCAAAUAGAUGCCGGUGUCAUGUACUCUGUAAAGCUCUGCUUUGUUACAAAGGAACAUAUCAAACUAUUCAGUUUCGUUUGUUACAUUGAUAAAACUGCAAUCAGUUGUGCUAAUUCUCAGACAAACUGUUUGUUAACGAAGAUCAGUAUUAUGACAAUUUUCGCGAAAUUUAGUUCCUUUUAACCUACUUAUUUGCUAAACCCGCGAAAUUUAAGUCCCGCGAAAUAUGCCCGUUCCAUUUUCGCGAAAUUAAGCUUCCGUGAAAAUAAAUAACAUUAAAGUACUAAAUUUUCAAAACAUUGCUAGAUUUUGAGACUUUUGAGGGAUAACUAGUAUGAAGAGAGGUUGCCUGCGAAAGCGUUGUUCGUUGUAGCUUCAAGAUUAGUUCUGCACUAGUGUUGACGUUGGCUAGAUGCCACCACGUACGUGAGAGGAUAUCAAGGAACGAGUAUCGGGAAAGAAUAUUCGACAUGUGAUUUACCUGCACCAACUACUAUGUAUCUACUAAACACGUACACUGAGAAAAGGUCAAGUAGUAAAAGUCGUCGACAAAAUCUAACGAAUUCCAUCAGUAAAGAGAGUAACUAAACAAAAAUUCUAACUAUGGUCUUAAUGCUAUCAGCCAAGAAAGUGGGUAGCAUUACAAAAACAUGUGUGAUCAUCCGCCAAUCGACAGCAUUUAGUUUUGACCCUCGACCGGAAAUGAUAAGUCAACAAAUAAAAACUCUUCAAACAAAACAAUUUGUUUGUUAUUCAAUUAGUGAAAACAACUUAAAUGAUGCUUAUUGAUCACCAAGGCAGUAACACCUGUUAUUUCAGUUUGCAAGCAGCAAAUGAACCCGACCUUCCAUGGUUCGAGUCGCUUCUACCUAGACUGAUCCAUCGAUCUCAUUAAUACCUGAUACAGAACUGAUAAGGUCUCAAAGCAAAACCACUUAUGUCUAAGAUUUUGCCAAAAAAACGCCUCUCAACGUUAUUUUUCCACUCCGCCGAAAGUAAAACGUCUAUCGAACUGACAACUUACUGACUAAUAUUACCGUGACAAUUGUGAACAACGGAAAAACACGGAUGAACAGAUGAACAAACCCACGGGAAAAGAAACUCUUUCUUUCCUUUUGCCUCUUGCAACAAACGAACAAACAAGUACACAAACAAACAAAAAAUAAACAAAAGAGAGGCUGAUACUGUAUUUUGUAACUCAACAUCGAACUUUGCGGUUGUCAGACUACUAUUUCCAGCCUGAUUAUUUUUCAGGCGUGAGUCUGAUAGGGUCAAAACAAUGAAGUUAAGGACUGCAAAAGGAUCUGGGAUUAAAGAUGACUGACGGAUAACCUUUCAGUCAGUGAAAUCAGUGAUAGGUAAAUUAGCUGGCUAAUUAGGACAAAAAGCAUUUACGUGUACAUAAAUUGUUAUUCGGUAUGUACUUCUGUUGCGGUUCGACAAGUUGAAAGUCCGCCAGAUUUUUCUCACACUCGUAAGAGAGGUUCACACACGAGAUGGCUCCUAACGAUAGUGGUCUAUUCAACAAAACCAAUUUCAACAUGCCACCGCAACAAAGCGACGACAAUCAACAGACCUUACCGCUCGUGGCUGUGUCACUCCUCAUUCUCAUUACUCUUCUGGGUACGACUGGAAAUCUGCUCGUUUUAAGAGCGAUAUUUACCCUGAAGAAGCGAAACCUCAACGAUUAUCUCAUUUUGAACUUGGCUGCCACCGAUACAGGGACAUGCCUUGUGAGCAUUCCGUUAGACGUCGUCGAAAAGAUGAAGGGUGAAUUUCCUUACGGAGCUGCUCUUUGCCACGUGAUCUAUCCAUUUCAGUCCGUACUCGUCUACGUGUCUGUACUAACACUGCUGUUCAUGUGCGUAGAUCGCUACAGGUUGAUAGUAACGCCGCUGAAGCCGAGAAUACACUUGAAAACUGGAUUAACAACCAUUGCUGCGAUGUGGGCUUCAUCUUGUUUGAUUGUGCUGCCUCUGUCACUUGCCCUAAAGUUUAAAGGAUCCCAUUGCAGCGAGGAAUGGUGGAGUGAUUACAGCGGAAGAAUGUUCACCCUCACUAUCUUUACAUUCCUUUACCUCAUACCAAUGGUUAUCAUGACGUUUCUCUACGCGUUCAUUAUUCAAGUGUUGUACAAAGACACCAGAUCUCUAAAACUGAGGAGAAAUGUGUCGGCGAGUUCCCAGCUAUCAGCCAGUCUGCCACAACGCAAUUUGAAGAUUGUCCAAGUGUUUGUCAUGGCUGUAGUGGUGUUUGGAGUCUGCAUGUUACCGACACAUGUCACAUGGAUGUGGCACGAUUUUGGAAGCGGUUCCAAGAGACCUGAACUAUUUAACAAGGCAGUAACAUUUAGCAACAUUCUUAUGUAUGCUAACUCUGUCGUCAACCCCGUUAUCUUUGGCUCAAUCAACGUAAAAACUCUUGAGAAACUUUGCAAAGCAUUAGUUUGCUAUCGCUCGGAAAGAGAAGGCAGCUACCAUGAGCUUGACCAAGUGUUUGUUCUUCGAACUAACUCUCCUUCACCGCCAGACGUGCGCCCAGGAGAUAGACCAGCGUCUAGACCUUCGGAAACUCCGCACUUUUAUAUUUUUACAAGCUCAGUGUAGCAAAACAAGCUCCACGGUAAACUAAAUAACAGUUAUGGCUCGUUUAUCCCCGAGCACUGAGAAAACAAAAGCGUACAAUACGUUUGCUUCCACAUAUCGCCGGGAAAGUCCGAUGUAAAUUUAAUGGCCGUCUUUCGAAUGAUAACUUGUGUUUCUAUGCAUGUUGUUUGCUAUUUUCCGUAGAUAAGCAGAGAAGGAAUUGUUCAUUGUUUUAGUGUCUAUGCAUGUGUCGUUCCAUACAUCAUCUUGGAGUUUAAAAAAGAGUUGGUUCAUGGUUCUUGCUCUCGUAAAGCUAGAGUUGCUCUUGGAUGCGCCUCGAUUAACCGUUACGCUUCCCGGCCCCUCGUGCCCUCCCUAAUUUCCGCUGGCGUACCUUUGGGUCGAUAAACUGACGCUAAGUGUGGACCAGUUCUUAACCUCUAUCGAGGAGUUAGCUACAUUUCACAGACGCUGUUACCAUGCAUAAAACCCGGUCAACGGUAGUCGACAUUCAUAUAUUCAAAGUUAACUCCCUAAAACAACUUUGAUUUACAGUAUUUCAAACAAACUUUGCUAACGAACAAUUUAAUUGAAGUUAAUUGUUAAUUACUGUUAAGACGUUUGAUCAUAAUCGUAGUUAACGGAGACUGAAAAAAUAAAGUUUGUGGUUGUUUUUUCACACA
This is a messenger RNA of Orbicella faveolata, 4289 nucleotides long. RefSeq names its product galanin receptor type 1-like. Gene Ontology annotation, molecular function: G protein-coupled receptor activity. Gene Ontology annotation, cellular component: plasma membrane. Gene Ontology annotation, biological process: G protein-coupled receptor signaling pathway. The record is from RefSeq and is a predicted model, not a curated record. NCBI's taxonomy places the organism in Eukaryota, Metazoa, Cnidaria, Anthozoa, Scleractinia, Merulinidae.